AUGUGUUGGGAAUUCGAGUUGCAUUUGAAGAAUAGUAUGAUUCUUCUUGUCCGGUAUGCUGCUAAUAAAGCCUUUAUAUCAGAUAGCGAGGUCUGUAAAUCAAAAGAACAAUAUGAUUUAAAAUUGGAUUCUCAAUCUGAGCUAGCAUCUGGUUAUGCUGAAGUAGAAGAUGAUGUGACAUCUUUUGAUAGUCAGAGACUUAAGGAUCCAGAAGUCGUUAGUCAUUCUUAUUUGCCUAGGUCUUGUUUCCCUCACGUCACAAAUCAUAAUAAUCCUCAUCCUCUGCAGCAUGGUGAACCUUGUACUGUUGUUAAUGCUGGUUCUUUAGCCACAGUUAAUGAGGUUGGGUAUGAACCAAAAUUACAUGAAUCUAAAGCUUUAUGCAAUGGCUAUUCUGAGAAAUUGGACAGCACCAGCUCAUUGCUGCAUGAUGAAAGGAAUGAUCAUCACAUUGGAAAAUUAAUGAGUAAAACAGUUAAUAUAGGAAAUGAUGCUGCUACAACAGAUAAUGGUGAGAGUAGUAUAAUUUCAAAUAUAUUGUUCAUGGAGUUUGAUGCCUGGGAUGAUUUGGCGAAGCUGUUAAGUGACAGCACCGAAAAUCAGAAUGGUCCUCUAAAGAAAUCUAGUUCUUGGAAUGUUCAAACCAAUCAAUCAAGAUUUUCUUUUGCAAGACAAGAGGAAUCCAAAAACCAAGCCUUUGAUAUGAAUCCAUCUCAUGGUGCCAACCAACAAUUACUCAGAAGCCGCUCACUCUUCCAAGAUUUUGUGGAAACAACAGACAUGUCUUUGGACAAGGUGGGUAUUGCAUAUGGCUUUCCCACCAAUAACAUUGAGGAAUCUGAAAAUCUAGGCAGUGGUCAGUUUGUUGCUUCUUCCAAUAAGCUUUCUGCUAACUCAAAACCACAAAUUACGCCCAUGUGCUACCAUUGUUCCUUCGUUACUGCCCUGUAUAAACAGAAAGAACUACCCUGCAUAUAUCAUAACAAAAACAAACACAGAAAACGCAACAGUUUGAUGCAUUAA
Molecule: messenger RNA, 1023 nt
Organism: Vicia faba (fava bean)
Lineage: Eukaryota; Viridiplantae; Streptophyta; Magnoliopsida; Fabales; Fabaceae
Source: the annotation of a GenBank genome assembly